Rhea pennata is the source of this 3444-nucleotide messenger RNA. RefSeq names its product unconventional myosin-VIIa-like. Gene Ontology annotation, molecular function: ATP binding; microfilament motor activity; protein serine/threonine kinase activity. The transcript is spliced from 29 exons. Lineage: Eukaryota; Metazoa; Chordata; Aves; Rheiformes; Rheidae. The record is from RefSeq and is a predicted model, not a curated record. Gene Ontology annotation, biological process: regulation of actin filament length; peptidyl-serine phosphorylation. The coding region runs from base 11 to 3064 and encodes 1017 amino acids. Gene Ontology annotation, cellular component: myosin complex.
CCUCAUCGCCAUGAACCCCUUCCAGCGGCUGCCGCUCUACGGCAGGGAGGUCUCCGAGCAGUACCGGCGCCACGAGAAGGGCGCGCUGCCGCCGCACAUCUUCGCCGUGGCCGCCCGGGCCUACGGCGCCAUGCUGGGCCGCCGGGCCGCCGGGCCCCGCAGCCAGUGCAUCGUCAUCAGUGGAGAGAGUGGUGCGGGGAAAACAGAAAGUACAAAGCUACUGUUGCAGCACAUAAUGAACCUAUGUAAAGGCAACUCACAGCUGGAGCAGCAGAUCUUACAGGUAAACCCAUUGCUUGAAGCUUUUGGCAAUGCCCAGACUGUGAUGAAUGACAACAGUAGCCGCUUUGGAAAAUACAUACAGCUGCGUUUCCAGAAGAAUACAGUGAAGGGUGCAAAGCUGAGCGAGUAUCUGUUAGAGAAGUCACGGGUGGUACAACAAGAUACUGGAGAGAGGAAUUUCCAUAUCUUCUACUACAUGUUUGCUGGACUCUCUUCAGAGGAAAAGGAGAUGUAUGGGCUAUUGGAUCCCUCACUCUACAGGUACAUAAGUGGACAAUUUGGUACAGAAGAUGUAGCUCAGCAUUGGAAACACAAAUAUCAAGAGGUGCGCAAUGCCCUUGACAUGGUGGGCUUCCAAGAACAGGAACAGGUGGACAUGCAGGCAAUCUUGGCUGGUGUCUUGUCUCUGGGCAAUGUGACCUUUGAGCCUCAGGAGAACAACGGGUCUGUAAAAGUGAGUGAAGCUUCCCAAGGAUGGCUGAAGGCUGCAGCGGGUCAGUUUGGAGUGCAAGAAGAUGAGCUGUUGAAAUGUCUCAUUUGCACAAUGUCAGUGACUCGGGGAGAGCAGAUUCAGCGUUUUCACACCAAACAACAGGCAGAGGAUGCUCGAGACUCUAUUGCAAAGGUGGCAUAUGGCCGAGUAUUUGGCUGGAUUGUUUCCAAGAUCAAUGAGUUACUGGCUGAGAAUGUGGAUCCUGAGGUGGAGCUGAGGGAGAUAGGAAUCUUGGAUAUUUUUGGAUUUGAAAACUUUGCAGUGAAUCGUUUUGAACAGCUUUGCAUAAACCUGGCCAACGAGCAGCUGCAGCACUUUUUUAAUCAUCACAUUUUCCAGCUGGAGCAGACUGCCUACAGGGAGGAAGAGCUGCCUUGGGAAACUAUUAAGUUCAGCAAUAAUGAACCCAUUCUGAAUCUGUUCUUGGCCAAACCACUUGGUCUACUGUCUCUUCUGGAUGAGCAGAGUGCGUUCCCUCAGGCAACUGAUAAAACAUUUGUGGAUAAACUGAACAGCAGCUUUAAGGGGAAUGUGCACUUCCAAUCAAGCCGGGGCCGUGUUUUGGGCUUCAGCAUCAUUCACUAUGCUGGGAAUGUACAAUAUACUGCUGGUGGCUUUCUAGAGAAGAACAGAGACACCUUGCCAGCCAAUGUUCGUGGACUCUUCAUAAACAGUGUCACCCCUUUGCUCAGUGUGCUCUUCACAGCCACUAUCUCCAGGACAGGAACACUGAUGCCUCAUGUUAAAACCAAGGUCAUACCAGGAGCAGAUGACAAAUUCAACAGCACACGAAAGCAGUCAGUGGGAGCUCAGUUCCGGCAUUCUCUGAUGGUGCUCAUGGAGCGGAUGUAUUCUGCCAACCCACACUUUGUACGUUGUAUAAAGCCCAACAGCCAGAAGGAGCCAGGUGUGGUGGACAGCCAGGUUGUGCUGCAGCAGCUCCGAUACAAUGGACUGCUGGAGACUGUCCGGAUCCGACGAGAUGGUUUCUCCUGGAGACCUUCUUUUGAGGAAUUUGCUGAAAGAUAUGGAAUUCUUCUAGUUAAACCAGAUGUGUCUCUCACAAAAGAAAGCUGUCUGGAGAUACUGCAAAGUACAGAGCUGACUGGCUGGAUAUGUGGAAAGUCACGACUUUUCUUUAAAUACUGGCACCAGGCGCAGCUGGCGAAGUGUGUGGAGCAACUAGAAAGAGCAGCAGUUGUCAUACAGAAAGCUUUUAGGGGAUUCAGCUGCAGGAAGAGAUACUUGAAGGUAGUGGCUGAGUUGAGAGCUCAGGCACUACGGCUACAGGAGGAGGCAGAAAGAGAGAGAAGCCGCCAGCUGGAGCUGGAAGCAGAAGCCCAAAAAAGAGUCUCCCUGCCAGUACCUGUGCCACGAAAGAGACGACCUCAGCCUUGUCCUCGUCCUGCAUCUGAUGUGCCACCACAGCCACCAGUCCCACGGCCACGCAGCAAACUCACAGAGUCCACUCCUUUUGAUAACUUCCUGCACCCUUCUGGGCCUCGCCCCAUUCUGGGGACAGAGGAGCAGACUGGAGAAGAGGCGAAAAUGAGGAAACUCAAGAGAGGAGCAACUCUGCGUUGGUUCAGAGAGACGCAGGCCCAGAAAGUCAUGCAGGAUGAUGGGGCCUUUCCAAGCUGGCUGCAUGGGAUGAUCAGCCGGAGGGAAGCUGAAAACUUGCUGACUGACAAGCCUUUGGGCUGCUUCCUUGUUCGCAUCAGCCAGAGCCGAGCAGGCUACACCCUGACGUACAGGGGUGAAGGCCGCUGCAGACACUACAUGAUCGAGAUGCAGCCCAAUGCACGAUAUGUAAUUCUGGGUGAAGACCGGGCUCAUGCCUCACUCACCGAACUGGUUCGGUAUCACCAGACUGUGGGCAUCCAGCCCUUUAUGGAGACACUGACUGUUCCCUGCGGGCAGAAAGGCAGUGGGAAUUUGGACUAUGAAGACCUGGAGUGCCUCACACUGACUCCAUCUGCAGCUGAGGAGGAGACUUCUCCAAGGGAGCAGGCUUGCCUCUCUGGGACCCCUGCUGGGAGGUCCAUUCUGCAGACAGGAGCAGCCUCAGUUCUCAAACGUGUGUGGUUCAGGAGGGCCAAGAAGUGCCAAGAGCAGCAGAGCCUGGACGAGAGCAAGACAAAGUCAAGCCCAGGACAAGAGGGAGGCAGCCAGCGAGCAUUCCCUCGCCUUCACUCCUCCAUACGCCUGGCAAUGCAGGAAAUCCAGCAGUUCUCUUCCGUUCACUUGAACAGCUCCUGUACUGAGCUGCAGUCAAGCCCUCAGCACUGAGGACGUACAGCCCAAGUGAUACGGUGAAAAUGAUAUAGCCCUGUCAUCUUCUGAUGCUGCUGAACCUGCAUAAUUGGGUGAACAUAUCCAGAUACAUAGCAGCCUUUUUUUCCCCUGCACACGGCUGGACCUGUGCCUUUAGUUAGGACUCCUGCAGGAAUGAACAUUCUUCAGCAUUCAGCUAGGACUGCAGUGCCUGGACCAGUCUCAUCCUGGCAAAGGGGAAAGAAUGGAAAUGAUCACAUUCUAUGCACAGAUCCACAGUGCCUGACAAUACUUCAGUGUGCCUAGAGACCCCUCACCCCACACUUAAUUUUGUAAUUGCCACAGACUGGAUAUCUCCCAACAUUUUCACUUAAAACUGUGUGCUGAUUUCCUAA